UUGUCUCUUGUAUAUUUUUUUUUCUCUAUCUCUGCUUUUGGUUUAUUUUUUUUUCUUUAUCUCUCUCAGUCUCUUCUUGAGGUUUCUCUGUCUCUUUCUUUCAUGUUUUCUCUAUCUCUUUCUUUCUUUCGUUUAUUUUUUUUCUCUAUCUAUUUCGGUCUUUCGUUUACUUGUUCUCUAUCUCUCUCUGUUUUUGUUUACUUUUUCUCUAUCACUUUCUUUUGUUUAGUUCAAACCCUGUCUCUUAUUUAUUUCACUAUUACUUUCUGUUUUAUUUUUUCUCUGUCACUUUCUUUUUUUCUAUUUCUUUAUUAUUCUCGUCUUCUUUUGUUCAUUUAUAUCCGUCUCUUGUAUUUCUUUCUUUCUUUUGUUUAUUUUUUUCUAUUUUCUUCAUUCUGUUGGCCAUUUUUAUUCUUUAUCUCUUUCUUUCAUCUCUAUAUUUUUGCUAUAAUUUUCUGUUCGUUCUUUCUUUUCUUCGUAGUAUUCUUCACCUUGGCAUUUUGCCUCUUAGUUCUUUUCUUUUUUUUUAUUGCAGGCCAUCUUUUGUCACUUCCAUCAUUUUUAUAUUUCAACUUUACCAUUUCUUUCUUUCUUUCUUUCUUUCUUUCUUUCUUUUUCCCUUUCUCUUUCUUUCUUUCUUUCUUUCGUUCGUUCGUUCGUUUUUUUUUUUUUUUACCUUUCCUCUUUCGUUCUUUCCCUUUUCUUUUUAUAUUUGUUUUCUUUUCUCUGUACUCUUAUUUUUUCAACCUCUUUAUUCACUCUAUUUAUUUAUUUACUUUACUCGUUUAUUCAUUCAGUCAUUCCUUCAUCCUUUAUUCAUUUUCUUUUUACUUUUUAGCUUUAGUUUAUUCGCAUUCAUUUUUUUAUUUUUUUAUUUAUUUUUCUUUCUUUCUUUCUUUCUUUCUUUACAAUGUUUUGUUUUGUUUUAGUUCUUUCUUUUCUAUCUUUCUACUUUCUUUCUUUUUUAUUUUACGGUAUCUUCUGUGUCAUUCAUUUCUUUGUCAUUUUCUUUAUUUCGUUUUUUCUUACUUUCCCAACAUUUUCUAUGCCUUUAUAUUUCCCGGUGUUUCCGGCUUUUACUCGUUCGUCCUCUUCGAUUUCUUUCUUUUUUUCUUUUUUUUUUUUCUCUUUCUUUUUUUCGUUUAUUAUCUUCUUUCAACGAUUUCACAUUGA
Acanthosepion pharaonis is the source of this 1173-nucleotide messenger RNA. Lineage: Eukaryota; Metazoa; Mollusca; Cephalopoda; Sepiida; Sepiidae. The record is from the annotation of a GenBank genome assembly.